Molecule: messenger RNA, 1766 nt
Organism: Helianthus annuus (common sunflower)
Lineage: Eukaryota; Viridiplantae; Streptophyta; Magnoliopsida; Asterales; Asteraceae
Exons: 5
Coding region: 171-1649 (492 amino acids)
Molecular function (GO): DNA binding
Source: RefSeq, a predicted model, not a curated record
AAGAAGCAACACACGCGCUGCACCAGCUUUCACCAUAUUCCUAGUUCCUACCCCCAAACACGUUUUUGCUGGCUCCCUCGUCGCAUGACCACCGUAAGACCACCCACCUCCGAUCACCCACCUACUUUCUUCACCGGACAAUAUUUCGUCUUCGAUCGACAAAUUGAGGUAUGUCGACGGGGGAUAUUCCUCUAGACGAAGGAAACGAUAAAAAUUUGGUUUCUUCUGAUCAAGGAAAUGAUGAAACUUCAUCUGGUAAGAGACGUUCGAGAGCUUACGUGUGGGCUUAUUUCGAGAGGAUAACCGGGGAAGACGGGUUACCAAAAACAAGGUGCACCACUUGUAACAAAGUGUACGCUACUGCUGCAAAUUCAGGUACAUCGACUAUGAGGAGACACUUACGGAAGUGUUGUCCACAGCCGCUAAACCAGUUUAACCCAACCCAAGCUGUCCCAUGCGCCAACAGUGAUGAGAUGUCGGAAGAGGUUAGGGCUGCAAAGAAGUUGAAGUCUGUUAUGGUGGAUAAGCUACGAUCUAAAACGGAUAGGGAGUUGGUGGAAUUUAUUUGGAUGAAUAAACGAAACGUUGGAAUCCUUGAGCAGAAGUUGCCUGAAAAGGCCAGAGCUAUAAAGGAAGCUAUCAAGUGCUAUGAAGAUGAAAUUGAUCGCAGGGCAAAACUUCAGAGUCCUAAGGAGAACGGUGCAGGUCCUGUCACCAGUUUAGGGACAGUUAAAGUUGAACCAGAUGAUGAACUUGCUGCUGAAUAUCCGAAUGUUGGCGAGACACGUGCCAAUGUGAAUCAGCAGAAAACCAGUCCACAAGCUGACAGUGGAAACAUGGCUAGAAAACAGGAAGCUGACCAAUCUGUUAAUGGAAAUGAGCAAAUAGCUGAAGAAGAGCGUGUAGCAAGACUUCAGAUUGUAGCAAUAAAUAGAACUGAGAACCAGGCAGAAGAAAAACAUGCCCUACAAACUGCCAUCUCGAUUCGUCCUCAAGAUAUAUGUGCAGAUUUAAAAGAGGUUUCAUCUGCGCUUUCUAUUCUAACUUCACCAGACAGCUUCUACACUCCUCAAGGCAAUCCUCUUGAUCAAGAAGCCGAAAAUGCAAAACAAACCCUCAUUCAACUUCUGAAAAAAGACUUUGAAUCCAUAGUCAAAUCACCCGAUGAAGAAAAAGUCAAAUCCUGCAUCAAAAUCUUGACCGAGAACCUCCACAGGCUUCCCAAGUGUCAAGGCCGAGUUAUCGAGGCCCUCAACAUCGAAUUCGAAUCCGCUUGUCAAAACUGGAAAACGUGCCAUACGAAUAUUCAAACAAACAUUGCAUUGGAAGUGCAACAAGGAGACAAUCUCAAGGUUUUGCAGGAAUGGCAGGAGAAAGAUAUGGAAUUCGAGUCCAAAAUAACUAAAGUGGAUGCGGAUAUCCUUCGGUUGAAACAAGAACUGCGCGAAAAGGAGUUGACCCGAGAUAAUUUGGUCAAACAGAAGUCGGAUUUGUUUGAUCAGAGCAAGAUCUCGAUUGAUGAAGCGAAGAAGCUCCUUCAAGAUAUGGUUACUGCAAAGUUGCAGAGCGAUGUCGCGAUUGAUAACAUGAAAGAAGUUGCUAAGAAAUGGGAACGAAACAGGGAAAACUUCCAGAUCAAGCAAGUAUGACUGUGUGAGAUGGUUAAUUUUAUUAUUUAGCUGUGAAAUUGAAAAAGAAUUACAGUAGGUUUAGGUUCUAAAUUAUGUUGAAAUAUUUAGUUCAGCCUUUUGUUUAUUUACAGUAGU